Vicia faba (fava bean) is the source of this 828-nucleotide messenger RNA. The record is from the annotation of a GenBank genome assembly. Lineage: Eukaryota; Viridiplantae; Streptophyta; Magnoliopsida; Fabales; Fabaceae.
AUGAAUAAGAUUUUGGUUGGGUAUCAUCGUUUCUUCGUCUUCUUGCUUCUAACUAGGGUUUCCUUAACCUCAUCACUCCCACACACUCAUAAUGUUCAUGUAGAUUCAGACACUACAAGAAUUCUGAAUCAAGAGCAGGGGGAUGUUCAUCGAAUACAUUGCUCUAGAGAAAGAAGUAGAAUAGCUUGGAAGAUCAUUCAAGAGUAUUUGACACCAGUUGUAGAGAAAGAAAAAUAUAAUAUCUCAAGAAAGUGCAGGCUUCACCCUGAAAAUGAUAUAUACAGAGAUCAGGAACAGCAUAAAUCUCAUAUAGAUAUAAAUGAGUGGCAGUGUGGAUACUGUAAAAAAACUUUCUACGAAGAGAAGCAUCUUGAUCAGCAUUUUGACAACAGACACUCCAAUUUACUUAACUUGAAUGAAAGCCAGUGCUUAGCAGAUGUAUGUGGAGCAUUGCACUGUGACCAUGAUAUCAAUUCCAGGUCAAAAAAAUCAAAGUGCAAUCCUGCUGCUGCAGCAAGAAAUAAACAUCUGUGUGAGACCUUAGCAGAUAGUUGUUUUCCUGUUAACACUGGCCCUGUGGCAAGCCGGCUUCACGAAUUCUUCUUGCAUCAAUUCUGUGAUGCCCACAGCUGUGCUGGAAUUGGGAAGCCUUUCGCCAGAGGGCGCAGGAAAAAGAAAAACGGGUUCUACAUUGCUGCCUCCAUUUUUCUUGUGACGCUGCUGCUAUUUUACUAUCUAUACAUUUACUUAUAUCGGAGAGGAUUGAAAAGGGAAACUCAAAUGCUGAAACGUAUCUCACAAGCUGGCCGAAAAAAGAAGCCAUCUUAA